GCAGGCCUGUGUUCCGUCUGUCUGUGUGCAGGGAAGUCGUCUCUGGGCGUGGUUCUUUUCAGGCUGGUUGAGCGCUGUGGAGGCUCAAUCCUGAUCGAUGGUGUUGAUAUCAGUGACAUCGGUCUGGCCGACCUCCGGAGUAAGCUGUCAAUUAUCCCCCAAGACCCAGUGCUGUUCAGUGGGACUAUCAGGUCUAAUCUGGACCCUUUUAAGCAGUACAAUGAGGAGCAGAUCUGGGACGCUCUGAGUAGAAGUCACAUGAAGGAGAGUGUGUCCCAGCUGCCCCUGAAGCUGGCGUCAGAGGUGGUGGAGAACGGAGAGAACUUCUCAGUUGGAGAGAGACAGCUGCUGUGCGUUGCCCGAGCUCUGCUCAGACAGUGCAAGGUCCUGAUACUUGACGAGGCGACCGCCGCCAUGGAUGCAGAGACGGACGCUCUGAUCCAGGAGACCAUCAGGACGUCGUUCCAGGACUGCACCACCCUGACCAUCGCUCACCGCCUCCACACCGUCCUCGCCUCAGACCGCAUCAUGGUGCUCAACAAGGGACAGGUGGCAGAGUUUGACGAGCCGUCCAAGCUGCUGGCCAAUGAGAACUCUCGACUGUGCUCGAUGCUCACUGCCAUGGAAAACAAGAUCUCAGUCCGAGGAUGAAGACGAGGAAGAGGAAGGAUCACAACGUGCUCGCUUCUGAUGAGCUGGCAGCGUGUGAUUGGACAGAAGAGUUUAAUAGCACAUGCUGGAUCAGUCUAUCAGUGACUGUAAACUCUGAGUGGAGUUUGAAUGAGAUGAUGACAGGAAGUGACCAGACGUCUCCUGACUUUUACCUGACCUUGCUGGAGAACGCCAAGAGGUCGAGGAAAGGUGUGAAGGAGAGUAAACAAGGAGCUGAGAGAGUGUGUCAGACUUAAACCUUCUUUAAAUUCAUACAACUAUUAUUAAGUUCUGUUAGCAGUCACAUGGAGCCCUUUCAAAGUAAACAUCAGACAGUUUCAGCUCAAUCACGUCUUUAUAUCCAAUCCGCUCAUGUUCCUUUUUUCAUGUCAGGUCUACAGGUCUACAGGUGUACUGGUCUACAGGUGUACUGGUCUACAGGUCUACAGGUGUACUGGUCUACAGGUGUACUGGUCUACAGGUCUACAGGUCUACAGGUGUACUGGUCUACAGGUGUACUGGUCUACAGGUGUACUGGUCUACAGGUCUACAGGUCUACAGGUGUACUGGUCUACAGGUGUACAGGUCUACAGGUCUACAGCUGUACUGGUCUACAGGUCUACAGGUCUACAGGUUUACAGGUCUACAGGUCUACAGGUGUACUGGUCUACAGGUGUACAGGUGUAUAAGUGGAAAUCACUAAAAAAAGACAUGCAGACACCUGGAGACACAUUUUCAUUAUGUUUAAAGUUCAAAUAUCAGAUGAACAGAAAAUGUUCAGUUCAGGUAUGAGUCUCUAAAAAAUGUAAAUAAAUCAGAGCAAUAAGUGAGAUCCUUUAACCUUAACCUCAGGGGAGUCCUGCAGGUGUAUAAUCUCUUCUUCUUCUCUUUUUAAAAUGUGUUUAAAAUCUAUCUUUUCUGUGUGUGUGUGUGUUAUAUUUCUUCAUGAUUGAUUUAAACACAGACAGACGAUUAGCUGACUGUUCCUUUAUUUUGUGAAACUCUGACAGACUUCCUGUUUAUAUAAGCUGAAAUAAACCCACCAGGUGGGUUGGUGGGUGUGUGUGUGUGUGUGUGUGUGUGUGGGGGGGGGGGGG
Molecule: messenger RNA, 1748 nt
Organism: Labrus bergylta (ballan wrasse)
Lineage: Eukaryota; Metazoa; Chordata; Actinopteri; Labriformes; Labridae
Source: RefSeq, a predicted model, not a curated record